AUGAAACAAGUCAAGGAAGUUAUGUUUAGUAUUAAUGAGAACAAGAGUCCGGGUCCUGAUGAGUAUGGGAGUGGAUUCUACAAAGCUGCUUGGUCUAUCAUUGGACAGGACAUACGUGAUGCUAUACUAGAAUUCAUGAGCUCAGGAAAAUUGUUGAGGCAGUUGAAUGCUACCCUGAUUUCAUUAAUUCCUAAGGUGGAUCAUCCCAUCAGUGCUAGCAAAUUCAGACCUAUUUCCUGUUGUAAUGUCCUUUAUAAAUGUAUUUCCAAGCUAUUAUACACUAGGUUGGCUGAGGUUUUGCUAGCAUUGGUAAGUGAUACACAAGCUGCAUUUGUAAAGGACAGGUCCAUAGUACAUAGUGUACUAAUGUGUCAUGACUUGCUCAGACUCUACAACAGGAAGAUGACAUCACCUAGAUGUCUUAUGAAGAUAGACUUGAAAAAGGCAUAUGACAUCGUAAAUUGGGAUUUUGUUCAUGAAAUGCUUGUUAAGUAUGGGUUCACACCUAAAUUUGUCCAACUGAUUAUGGUUUGCGUGACAACAACUAGUUUUUCAGUCAAGGGUGCUGAAACAAAUGUGCAAGCUACUUGA
Messenger RNA from Lycium ferocissimum, 591 nucleotides. RefSeq lists its product as uncharacterized. The transcript is spliced from 2 exons. NCBI's taxonomy places the organism in Eukaryota, Viridiplantae, Streptophyta, Magnoliopsida, Solanales, Solanaceae. The coding region runs from base 1 to 591 and encodes 196 amino acids. The record is from RefSeq and is a predicted model, not a curated record.